AGGGUCACGGGGGGGCCUGGAGCCUAUGCCAGGAAACUUAGAGCACAAGGUGGGGUACAACCUGUACAGGGUGCCAAUCCAUCACCGGAUACACAUUCACAUACACUAUGGGCAAUUCGGGAACAGCAAUUAGCCUAUUCGGCAUGUCUAUGAACUGUGGUAGGAAACCGGAGUACCCAGAGAAAAUCCACCAAGCACGGGGAGAACAUGCAAACUCGGAUGUAGGGCCAGGGGUAGCUCAACUGCUUAGAUGUAUAAUGAGAUAAAAAUGUAAGUCGCUCUGGAUAAGAGUGUCUGCCAAAUGCCUAAAUGUAAACUGGGAGGAAACCCACUAAGGACGGGGAGAACAUGCACACAGAACUGAGGUGGGAAUCAAACCCUUCACCCUGGAGGUGCACACUCAUUCACUUAUGAUCUGUACUGCUUUAUCCUCCCAGGAGACUUAGGGCACGAGGUGGGAUACAAUCGCCAGAGAACAUGCAAACUCCAUGCACACAGAGAUGGGAAUCGAACCCGGACCCUGGAGGUCAAAACUGUACAGGAAAAAACUGUGAAAAAAGUGUUGCCUUUCUCUGAAGAAAGAUAUACAUUAUUUUGACAUCAAACAAAGACGAGAAAGCCUAAAUGUAAAGACUAACACGCUGAGCUCACGGGCUGCACACACGAUGCGUUUAGCUGCUCCCUGCGUGUCUCUUUUAUACAACACCUAAACCCUGUACUGUGGGGAUGAAGUGGGCGUGGUUGCUACCUGGAAGCCGCGCCGCUAUUGGCUGAUUAAGAAAUAGGCGUGGCUUCUGUGGACAUUCGGAAUCGGAAGCCUUGAUGUUGAGCUCGAGAAGGACAAUAGCGGCGAAGAGAGAGAGAGCGCGCGCGAGACUGCACAGGCUGGAGAGAGAGCACUGAAACACCACAAAUGCGGAUAGAGGAAAAACAAACACACUCCGGUGCUGUGUCUAGGAAAGAAGGGAAUGUGAGGUGUUUACUGCAUGAACAGGCAGGAUAAGAAACACGGACUGAUUUAAUGUAACGUUGAGCACUUGCCAGCACUCUUACCAUCCACACCUGCUCCUGUGGAAAAAUGAGCUCCUCACCUGUCGUGUCUCGAGUGUCUGUCGACAUCCUGGAGGAGCUUCAGCUCUUCGCUGCUCAGAACCUGGAGAAGCUCGAGGUUAACAAGUACUAUGAGGUUAUCCGGGAGCUCGGCAAAGGCACCUACGGCAAGGUGGACCUGGUCAUUCAUAAGAUCAGAGGUACCAAGAUGGCACUAAAAUUUCUCAAGAAGAAAACCACUAAGCUAAAGAGUUUUCUGAGAGAGUACAGCAUCUCACUAUACCUCUCCCCAUGUCCCUUUAUAAUCAACAUGUUCGGUAUUGCGUUUGAAACAGAGGAUUACUACGUGUUUGCACAGGAGUAUGCCUUAGCAGGAGAUCUCUUUGACAUCAUUCCUCCACAGGUGGGACUUCCGGAGCCUGUGGCCAAGCGUUGUGUCCACCAGGUGGCCCUUGCCUUGGACUACGUGCACUGUAAGAAGCUGGUGCACCGUGACAUCAAGCCAGAAAACGUGCUGCUCUUUGACAGGGAGUGCCGCAGGGUGAAGCUCUCUGAUUUUGGCAUGGCGCGGUGCGCCGGUUCUGUGGUAAAACGUGUCAGCGGCACUAUCCCGUACACAGCUCCUGAGCUGAGCGAUGCCUCCCAGCGUGAUGGCAUCUGUGUGGACUACAGCACAGAUGUUUGGGCCCUGGGUGUGCUUCUUUUCUGCAUGCUUACUGGUAAUUUCCCCUGGGAGAAGGCAGUGCCAUCGGAUACGUUCUAUGAUGAGUUCGCCCGCUGGCAGCGAAGGCCAUCAGGCACGGUCCCUUCGCAGUGGCGCCGCUUCAGUGAUGAGGUGUUAAUCAUGUUUCGCAAACUACUGGCCCUGGAGAGUGAGCGCCGCUGCUCUGUCAAGGAGGUAUUCGCCCAUUUUGGCCAACGUUGGAUGCUGGAUGGAGAAGCAGUUCGAGGCGGGGGGGGAGGAGGACAUCACCAGGUGGCACACAGCUCCUCUUCUUCGGAGGAAGAGCUGCUGGUGGACCGGAUGAAACAGCAGACCCUAUCACCGGGCAAGAAUGGCCCGGUGGAUUCGGGAAUGGCUGCACAUCAAUUCAGUUCAGUGUCGACCAACAGCUCGGUGUCAUCCACUACCAGCUAUGAGCGAAUGCCCAGAGACAACGCCACCAACAGCCGAAUCCUCGUCACUACACCAAUCGAGAUUUGUGUGUAGAGCUCACUGCUGUACAUAACCCCAAAAAGGCUUCCUUACUAGAUAAUACAUUUUCUCACACCUUCAUAAAAAGAUUAAUCACAUAAAUAAACCAUCUUUUAACGGUAUUAUAACACCGCAGAGUGUGAAUGAAGCAAAAAAUUAGACACACCCUCUAACCUAUUAAGCUGUUUUUGUGAUUUUUUUUUUUUUCUCCAACAAGGACACAUUGCAGUCUUUUGAGAAAGAUUGUCCUCGGGGGAAUAUUUUUAAGAAAGGAAGUGCACAGAAGCUGCGAAAUAGACUAAUACAAUAGGUACACCAUGAAAGCAGUUUACCGGUGGAGAAAAAGAAAAAGCUACACAAUGUAAUUGAGCACUGAUACGGCAGAUCAAGACUACCGAUUAGGGCUAGACCAAAACAUAUUCCUUAGCAAUAUAUGAUGCAAAAAAAAAAAAAGGCAAAAUGGAUGUGGACUGGAAGAACUGGAUCUACAUUCCUGAACUGGUGUAUUGAUCCAGAUUUUGAUGGAAUUGGUAACGUUUAAUAUUUCUAGAACUUGUAUUUGAUGUCAAAAUGAUGUAUUUGAUGGAAAUGUUUUAAAACACACUAGGGAGAAAAAGGAAUGUUGCUUAAAGCGUGUGUGCUUCUGAGUGAAUGUGUUUGUGUAUUUUAUAGUGACUUGAGAUUUAGUUAUUUAAUUUUUCUUUCAAUUGUUUAAACUUGAUAUUCAGAAAUAUAUUUUUUUGCAGUUAAUUUGUAGGUAAUUUAAUGGUUUAGAUUUAAUUUAUUUUGGUACUCUGUUGAAGCGCUUGUGCCAAGCCCAGCUGGCAUCGUGCAGCCUCACUACAAUGUCUACGACUGUUUCUUCCUGACAGCUUUAAAACAGGAUAGUGAAGUGGCACUGAGGUUGGCUGCUUAUUGUACUUGGCUCAAAGGCGAGACGAGUGGAACAGAUCUCAUGCCAGUGAGAAAGUGCAGAGCCUAAAGCCAGCUGUCUGUUUUAUCAGCCUUUUUCCCCCCAACUCAGUAUUUUAGAAGGAUGAAACUAUUAUGGUGCAGUGGUUAAUCUUCUGUGUCCUUAAGGUCAUGAGAUCAAAUCCUAAAGGUAGCCAGUACUGCACCGGUAACCCUCAACUCCUAACAUAUUUGACUAGAUUGUGUCUCCUUUGCCACACAAGUAAAUGAUAAAAUAAUUAAAACUUUUUUGUUUAUAUGUACUCUGCACAUCUGGUGUCACCUUUCACUCUGAGCAAACCCUUAACAACCUCAGAAAGUGCUGACUUUCAUGUUCGAUUGAUCGUAACCAGGUUUGUGAUCCCUUGCCGAACAAGCAAGUUGUCGACCAGGCCUCGAUGUCAAACCAACAUAUCUAUUUCAAGACUUACAGGUACAAAAGGAAGUAUUUUUGCUGAUUCUCUGUUGUUUAUUUCUAUUGUUUUCUUUAUAAAGUUGUUACAUCUAUUUUUUCGUAUAUUGAUUUGAACUUUUACAAGAAACAAACGACAGUGACGUGUAAGAAUCACAUUUACCAACUGCAUGAAACAAGCACCCUAGCUUGGACAACAACAACAAAAAAACAUUUUGUAAAUAUGUGAGAAAUGUUGUAAUGUGAGUUUAUUUUGCUGUAGCACAAUUUCUUGGGGACUGUUCCAUCACCAGAUCAAUGUUACAAGACAAUUUAGGGCUAAAAAAAAAACCAAACAAAAAAAAACCUUAAGGCAGAUGAUAAUUGUUAGUUUUCAGUGUUGUAUUAUUGUGCUGUCAUGCUGCUGUUGUUGUUGUUGUGUUUCCGUUUCCUCAAACCAUGGAUUCAAUGGGAAAAAUGUUCCGUACGGUUGCGGUUGUGCAUUCCAUGUACAGAAGUGACAUGAUUGAGAUGAAAUUUAAUCAGCUUGGGUUUAUACCUCACUGAGAAUUGAAUUUGAUUAUUCCUCCACCCCUGAGGGUUGUAUGGAAUUAAUUCAGAAUUAGAUUUUGUGUUUUGUGUGUAUUAUUUUCCCCCUCUGCAUGAAUUUAGGACGUGCCGGAGUUGUAAAGAAAAAAAAAAGAGUAAAAAAACACACAUACAUGGUUUAAUGUUGUAGUAUUACUCCAUAGACAUGUAGAAGCUGGAUGGGUGUACUGUAGCAAUCUUCACACACACACACUAGUUUUUCCAAUAUUUUCUGUGACUACUGAAACAGUUAGACACUAGCUUUAUGAUAACUCUCAUGUGCUCAGGCACACUGAUACCCUUUAGUGUCCCCAUAAAACACCCACCCUUUUCACAAGAAGAAGAAUUGACACAAUCAGUGAGUGUUCACUUUGUUACCUAACCAAACCCUGAACUUCUGUCCACUUCUGUCUUUGCAAUACUACUGUCUUCCUGUAAGGUCGGAUUUAUUAAACGUAAAUCGACAUGUG
This is a messenger RNA of Clarias gariepinus (North African catfish), 4645 nucleotides long. It is a transcript of the gene bsk146, whose product is annotated as brain specific kinase 146. The record is from RefSeq and is a predicted model, not a curated record. Gene Ontology annotation, biological process: peptidyl-serine phosphorylation; peptidyl-threonine phosphorylation. The transcript has 4 exons. NCBI's taxonomy places the organism in Eukaryota, Metazoa, Chordata, Actinopteri, Siluriformes, Clariidae. Bases 1079 to 2260 code for a protein of 393 amino acids. Gene Ontology annotation, molecular function: protein serine/threonine kinase activity; ATP binding.